Molecule: messenger RNA, 4082 nt
Organism: Larimichthys crocea (large yellow croaker)
Lineage: Eukaryota; Metazoa; Chordata; Actinopteri; Sciaenidae
Product: potassium voltage-gated channel subfamily A member 1
Exons: 2
Coding region: 174-1922 (582 amino acids)
Biological process (GO): potassium ion transmembrane transport; action potential; protein homooligomerization
Cellular component (GO): membrane; voltage-gated potassium channel complex; intercalated disc
Molecular function (GO): protein binding; delayed rectifier potassium channel activity
Source: RefSeq, a predicted model, not a curated record
CUUCUGGUCUCACUUCAUCCAGCAGAGCCUGAAUCGACAGCAGCGCUCCCGCAUGAAGGACGGCAGAGAGGACCGGCCGUGAUCCGACCCGCUCUCCAUCUGUUGAACUUUUUCUGGGGAUGGAUCAACAAGUCUGAGAUGUUCUGCUCACGUUAACGGUGGAUGGCUGCGGAAUGGAGAUAGCCUUGGUGAGUUUUGAGAACGGAGGCGCCAAAGGGAGCGGUGGAGGUGGUGGAGGUGGUGGAGGAGGCAACAAUGCCGAGGAGAGCUGCCGGAACGCGCUGGAUGUGCCUCAGCCGGGCUUCGUUCAAACUGGACUUGGUGAGGACUACGGUAAAGAGCUGAACACCCGAGGGAGUCCUCCUCCUCCUCCUCCUCCUCCUCCUCUUCAUCAUCAUCAUCCUCCUCAUCAGCAGCAGAGCUCGUGGAAAAUCAACGACAUGAACAACACCUUCAGCUGCAGCGAGAACGCCAUGGAUGCGCUUUUACGCGCGGACCACAGUCCUCACCUGUUCGACGAGGACCUGCUGGACAUGGACAUGGACACGGAGAGCAACGAGAGGGUGCUCAUCAACAUAGCCGGGCUGAGGUACGAGACCCAGCUGGGCACCCUGAACCAGUUCCCUGAUACUUUACUCGGAGAUCCCGCCAAGAGGAUCAAAUACUUCGACCCGCUCCGGAACGAGUACUUCUUCGACCGGAACCGGCCGAGCUUUGACGGGAUUCUGUACUUUUAUCAGUCCGGAGGGAAGAUCCGGAGACCUGUCAACGUGUCCAUCGACGUGUUCGCGGAUGAGAUCCGGUUCUAUCAGCUGGGGGAGGAGGCCAUGGAGCGGUUCCGAGAGGAUGAGGGCUUCAUCAAGGAGGAGGAGAAGCCGCUGCCCCAGAACGAGUUCCAGAAGCAGGUCUGGCUCAUCUUCGAGUAUCCGGAGAGCUCGAGCCCGGCUCGGGGCAUCGCCAUCGUGUCCGUGAUCGUCAUCACCAUCUCCAUCAUCACCUUCUGCCUGGAGACGCUGCCGGAGUUCAGGGACGAGAGGGAGCUGCCGGUCACCAGCCGGCCGGACAACAGCACCGCGCCCCGGCCGUCCCUCACCUUCACAGACCCCUUCUUCAUCAUCGAGACCACGUGCGUCAUCUGGUUCACCUUCGAGCUGUUCGUGCGCUUCUUCGCGUGCCCCAGCAAAUCCGAGUUCUCCAAGACCAUCAUGAACAUCAUCGACAUCAUGUCCAUCAUGCCUUACUUCAUCACCGUGGGCACGGAGCUGGCGGAGCAGCAGGGCCAGGAGCACCAGAACGGGCAGCAGGCCAUGUCCCUGGCCAUCCUCAGGGUCAUCCGCCUGGUCCGGGUCUUCCGGAUCUUCAAGCUGUCCAGACACUCCAAGGGGCUCCAGAUCCUGGGCCAGACUCUCAAGGCCAGCAUGCGGGAGCUGGGCCUGCUCAUCUUCUUCCUCUUCAUCGGAGUCAUCCUCUUCUCCAGCGCCGUGUACUUCGCGGAGGCGGACGAGCCCGAGUCUCACUUCUCCAGCAUCCCGGACGCGUUCUGGUGGGCCGUGGUCACCAUGACAACCGUCGGCUACGGCGACAUGAGGCCGGUGACGGUCGGCGGGAAGAUCGUGGGCUCCCUGUGCGCCAUCGCCGGAGUGCUGACCAUCGCGCUCCCGGUGCCGGUCAUCGUGUCCAACUUCAACUACUUCUACCACCGGGAGACGGAUCAGGACCAGUCCUCCCUGAAGGACGAGCCCAACAGCGGCCGAACCAGCCCCGAACUGAAGCGCAAGGGCAGCAAAGCGUCGCAGGAGAACGCGGAGAACAACGACGGGACGGCUCCGGUGGAGAAGGCGAACAUUAAAGCGAACAGCAGCGCGGACCUGAAGCGGUCUCUGUACGCCUUCUGCCUGGACACGCGGGAGACCGACCUGUAGCCCCGCACGCACGCACGCACGCACUCACGCACGGAGGCCAGACAAAGUGUUCGUUUGUAGUUGUGUAGAAUAAACUCCCGGUAAUGGGUCUAAAGUGCGCAGCAGAGGAUCAACAGGGAGUUUAAGAGGUCUGCGUGGUAAUCCUCCAUCAGAGUGCACGUGAUGCAACACCUAAAAGUGAGCGUGCAAAGUGGGACAGCACGUCAUCAGGACGGACGGGAUUAACGGGACCAUCAGAACUCUUGUACAUAAAGUAGGAGUCCACAUCCGGUGACCUGAGGCCAAAUCUUUAUUUUCAUACCCUCAUGUUCUCAUGAUGUUUACUCCCACAGUCUGCUGUAGAUUCAAGACACUCAGGUUCUUUCUGACAGAGUCCGACCCGCUCUCACUGGACCUGGAGAUUUUUUAGCCUUCUUUAUGAUUCUUUCACUGUUUUCUUCAAAAGAAAAGACAAAACAUUAAUGAUGGAAGUAUGAGAACCAGCCGAGGACAGAGGACAGAGGACAGAGGACAGAGAGCGUCUGGACCAGAGAUGAAGCCCUGCCCUCCAGCCAUCAGGAGAGUCCAUCCGCCUGCAGGAAUCCCCUCCACCACCAGGACGAACUCACGAAAACUGCUGCUGCACUUCCAAUCAGCAUCCACCACCUUUUUUCUUUAACUCUGUGCCUUCAGCCAAAAUUCACCAGUGAUACUUCUGAAUUUUUCUUUAGCUUUUUGUUUUUUGGCUUUAUUUAGUCUUUUUUUUGUCUUUGGAGCCGGACUCAGAGGAUAAACCUGCCUGAUGUCGGAGGGCCUGGGAUCGUGCUGCUGCUCUCUGGAGAGAAAAAACAAUCAAACUUAACCAGGACAUGCAAAUUUAGUUCAUUUAACGUCCUAACGUAUUCUUUUUUUUCUACUAAUUGUGUCAGUGAUUUACUUCAUAUCAGAAGAAAUCCCUCGCUGUGCAAUAUCAGUUCAUAUUUCUGUGAAGUUGUCAUGUGGACGUAGACUUUGGACAAACUUUUUGGUUUAUUUUUGUAAUGAUGUUUUCCUGAUUUCUAUUUUUCUAAAAUGUGAAUGGUGUGACGACAAACGAGGGGAGAAAAAAAAAGAGAGGGGACGUUUUCGGUUGUUGCUAAAGACGAUUUGUCCGAGUUUAGUUUCGCUCAACUACGUCCCCUCCUGCUCCGACCAGGGCCAAAGCCAUAGCCUAUCUCAGUAACAAUGCACCAGGCGUUUAAACACACCAUACAGCAAGAUGCAUUCAGGGUCUCACAGUCCAGGGCCAACACCACAGGCUCCCCACGUCAGUUCUUCUUAGCUGUUGGACUUUUUGAGCGAUGUUUUUGGUUUCUACUGUAUGUUCAGGGGCUUGAAUCUGAAGUAUUUAGUAUUAUCUACCUUUGUGUGGCCUGUUCUUCUUGCUGUUAUUUCGUACUUCCUCCUACAUAUCAAUCAAACAACUAUAAGUGGCAUGAGUAUGUGUGUGUAAGUGAGAAAAAUGAAUGUGUGAAUUUGCCAGAAUGGAACAUAAAGUACUGUAAAUUCUCAAAUCUUAAAUCCCGGACUCCAAUAAAGGCUUGAUCUACGAUGAAGGACGGAGAUUACCAGAGAUAUGAAUUGGUUAGAUAGAUGCUGCAAACCAGGAAACACCAAAGUUGUACUUGCCCUUCUGCAGGUUGAAGAAGUUCUUCUCAAACAUGGUUAAUUUGAGGAAUCAGCGCUCACUCCAGGUCUAAAAAAAGGUGAAAGAAAAUUAAAGGAGCUACAAGAAACAUCCAUUUUUGUUGAUUCUGGCGCCUCCGUGUCGUGUUUGUAACGCUUCGACCAUCCUAUGGCAAGGCAAGCUAAAGAGCCAGUCUACUUGCUGAUGGUCUGUCCACGUUGGUCAUAUAGAGGCAUCAGUAUUAAACUCAACCAGUUAGAAACAUUCAAGAAGCCAUAUCUUCUGAGCUGUAAAUACAGUUUUUGCCAACGUUCAAUAAGUUUUCACUUUUCUCUUUACAAGGCACGAUAGCAAGGUUUCUCACAAAGUUAGCUUUACUGUCCAUGACUGUUAUACGACCAAGUCUGCAAUCAUACAGCCAUCUUGAGUUGAAAGCUGGCGUCACGAACACAGGGAUGUUUCCGAGAAUGCAGCGUUUUUUGCCAAAAAUCACCAAAAACCACGGCAAAGUUUAC